CGAUCAACUUUCUAAAUUACAAUGAAGAAUUCACCACUAACAGUACUCUCUAUCAUUCUCUUUACCUUCAUCACGAAAACAUUAAGGGCGGCGAAUACACCAGUGCUCGAUCUCACCGGCGAGAUGGUCGUUACAGGCACUGAAUACUAUAUGCUAGGAAUAUUUGAGGGACCAGUGAUACAUGGAGGCCUAAAUCUAUACAAUGGCUUAAGCAACACCUGCCCACUGGAUGUAAUUCAAGAACAGUGGGAAAUUUUAAAGGGUCUCCCUUUAAUAUUUUCAUAUCCUAAUGAUCGUCGAGGAAGUGUUGUUUAUGAAUCCACUGAUCUAAACAUCAAAUUUUCUGCGGCGGAUAGUACUUGUUUCCAGCCAACAGUGUGGAGAGUCGGUGACUAUGACAAUUUAACGGGGCAGUGGUUUAUAACUGGUGAUGGGAUUGAAGGAAAUCCUGGAGCUCAAACAUUGGAAAGCUGGUUUAAAUUUCAGCGGGGGAAUGUCAAUGCAUACAAGAUUUCUCAUUGUCCUGCAGUUUGUAGCUCCUGUAUAAGUUUGUGUAGCGCUGUUGGGAUUUAUUUAGGUGAUGGCAUAAGACGUCUGGCUCUAAGUCGCACUCCAUUUUCAAUUGUGUUUGUCAAGGGAAGUAAUGCUACAAACUAGUUUAAUUUGGUUGAUCAAUCUAAUUUUAUUAAUAUUCAAUUCACGUAACUAGUAGCAUGUAACAUGUAUUCUCGGUAGAUUUAUUUAAGAAACUCCUUUUCAUUCUUAAUAUGAAAUUUUUUUUUUUAUACAAUAUGAUGAAAUACAACAAACCAAUGGAAGAGUAAGUGUAUUCCACUCACAUUGAUGUGACAUCUUCUUAUUGAUUUAUUGUAUUGCAACAUAUUGUAUUGAAGACUUUCUCAUAUCAUAUAUAGUAUUUGCUCAACUUGGUAGAUCAUAGGUCUCCUAUACAUAAUUUGGUUCAAAUUGUACAUAGCCUGAUUUUGAAACAAGAAAAAGUCAAAUAAUUUUAUAUAAAAUUUUAUUAAUUAUCUAAUUAGAACAAAUAGAGAGUAAGAGAGGCAGAAAAUAGAGAGAAACUGUGGGCAACCGAAAAUAGAGAGUAAGAGAGGCAGAAAAGCUGGGUUUUGGUGGAUUGGAGAAUCUGAUUGAGCCGAAAUUUUGUCAGUAUGCUCGUGACUCGUAGUUCUUCAAUCUGAACGGCCGGAUUUUCAUUUGGAGCUCCCUGUGUCAGGUUUUCUGUCCUACAUUUGGUGAGAUUUAUCCUUAAUUAUUUCUUGUGAAAUUCCAUUGUGAUACUAAGAUUGUGGUUCUUGAUGAUAGUGUUGUUGUAUGUGUCUAGUUUUAGCUAGAGAAGAACACUGUAUACCCAUUAUUCAUUUAAUAUUGGAGUUUUUUAGGGGAUUCUGGUCCCGUUGUUUUUUACUCCUCGCACAAAAGAGUUUUUCCACGUUAAAAUUGACUUGUGUUUGUGUAUGUGACUGGUGUUGUGAUAUUUCAGUUGAUACAUUGUAUUACGUUAUUGCUUCCUAUUAGGAUUACGUUAGAGA
Molecule: messenger RNA, 1550 nt
Organism: Pistacia vera
Lineage: Eukaryota; Viridiplantae; Streptophyta; Magnoliopsida; Sapindales; Anacardiaceae
Product: kunitz trypsin inhibitor 5-like
Exons: 1
Coding region: 22-657 (211 amino acids)
Molecular function (GO): endopeptidase inhibitor activity
Source: RefSeq, a predicted model, not a curated record